AUGGCGACAACAGCAUCGGUGUACAACACCUCGCGCACCACACGACAAAUCCUCCGGCGGCAUCGCAAGGACAAACCGUCGCUCAUCCUACAUCUGCACAACCACCAUUUCCGCUUCGAACGUCAAAAUGGCAUGUUUCUCUUCGACUCACCCGUCAAAGCGUUUCUCGGGUACAUUCGCGAUCAAAAAGUACCCGCGGAUCUGAUCGACGUGCUCACCGAGUCAGGGAUACAGUUCUUUGAAGGCUGUUUGUUGGUGGAUGUGCACGAUCAUCGCAGUCAUGCUGCUGCUUCUUCGUCGGUUCUUGGCCCACGCGAGCUGCACAAUAUGAGUGCGGCUGGUGCGAUUGCUAGAGCCGGUCCAGAUGGUGCGUCGGGGAGUAUAGGAGAAGGUGGACUCGCGUCGAGUCUGUUCUAUCUCCAAGAGGGGGGUCGAUACGGUGCACGAAAACUGCUUGGCGCAACAGGCUCGACUGAUCCGCGAACGGGCGGUCUGGGCGGCGUCGAGAUCUACCGAAUUGUUCUCCAUCCGACAUCAGAAACGCUCUGGGCAGAUAUCAAAAUGCUCGACGACAUGACGGGUGGCAUGUGGAGCGACCAAGAAGCGCUCGAGGUCGAAGCCAAGAUCCUCGCCCUUACAGCUCCCCCGCUCUGCCUCACACCCGAUCCGCAAGCCACGCGCAUCGCCAACCUUAUGCUCAGCUCCACCGCGCUUCCGUCCGCAUACAACCCCUCACAAGACUCUCCCUUCAGAUCGGCCAAGAAACGCGGCGCCAACUCGAUCGAGAUGGAAAAAGAAGAAGCCAACCGCCAGCGUCGCGAGAAGAUCAUGCGGCUCAUGCAGCACGGACACAAGAGUGCGGUGCCGCCGCAGGCUGGCUUGCAGAGUGCUUUGGCCAGACCCGGAGGUGCGGCGAUGGGUGAGAGUGCCGGUUCUACGUCUGCAGCGGCAGCUACUGCGUUUGUGCCGACGUUCGACAGGAUGUCGUUUAUCGAAAGAUGGAGGAUUGGCAGGAAUGCUGCGCUCAAUGGUGGAUUGCCAGGAGUGCUUCCUCCUGGUGGUGGUGCGGCGAACGCGCCCAAUGGUACAGCCGCUCCAGGUGCAAACACCAAGGGUGGGAAGGACGCGACGAAGGCGAGCGACAAGGACGACUCUACCGACGCAGCCAAUACUUCGACAGCCAAGAAGCCACCUUCGAAGAAGAAGAAAAAGGCGCAGCGUGAGAAGGAGGAAGCCGAAGCGGCAGCUGCUGCAGAAGCAGCCAAGAAGAAGGCCGAAGAGGAAGCAGCCGCUGCAGCCGCCGCCUCCAAGAAGCCAAAGAAGAAGCUCACGAAGAAGGAGCGCGAGGAGAAGGAACGCAAGGAGAAAGAAGAGAAGGAGAAGGCCGAGAAGGAGGAGAAGGAGCGCAAGGAAAAGGAGGCGGCAGCGGCAGCAGCCGCGAAUGGCAAGCCUUCCAAACCGAAGAGCAAGAAGAAGCAGAAGGAAGAAGCAGCUGCAGCAGCAAGUGCCGAAACUGCCCACAAGAGUCCCGCCAAGAGUGCCAAAGCAGACGCACCGGGCAGCCCGGAAAAGGACAAGAAAGCAUCGCCCAAGAAGACUGCCGCCAAGAAACCAGCCACGACCGCUGCCGCCACUGCGACGCCUACAACUACGGCUGUCACCCCGGCCAGCACAGGUAAGAAAAAGACCCCGGCCAAGAGCGACAAGAAGAAUAAUGCUGCCGCCAACGCCGGCGCUACCAACGGAACCGCCGACUUUACCCCAUCCGCCGCCGCGGUCCAGGGCACACCCAUUCUCAACAGCGCCACACCCUCCGUGCAAUCCACCCCGACGCCAGCACACCGCUCCAUCCCCUCGCAACCGCAACAGGCACAGCAACUCCAACAACAACAGCAGCAGAUGCAACAGCCAUUUACACAGCAGCAGCUCCAGCAAGCCGCCCUCGCAGGUAUGUUCCCGAACAUGGCCAACCAGCUGCCCUUUGGCGCGGCUGCACCCAACGCCGGUGCCCAAGGCGGCAGUGGCUUUGGUAUGCCGAUGAUGAACGGGUUCCCGCCGACGAGUAACCCGCAGGCCACGGCUGCGGCGCUGGCGGCUAUGCAAGGAAUGGGGCUCGGUCAGUUUGGAGGAGGCGGUUUCAACAAUGCCGCGCAGAUGCAGCAGAUGAUGAGUAUGAUGAAUGCGGGCGGGAUGGUUGGCUUCAAUGGCAUGCCUGGGUUUGGGGGUCAGCAGGUGGGACAGGGCGGACAGCCGGUGCAGCAGCAGGGUCAGCCUGGAGUUCAACAACAGGGGCAGCAGGGACAGGGACAGGGGCAGGGUGGGGAUAUGCCUGUCGGAGUGGGACUCGCUGGCCUAGCUAAUUGGGGGACAGGCAAGUAG
Molecule: messenger RNA, 2379 nt
Organism: Sporisorium graminicola
Lineage: Eukaryota; Fungi; Basidiomycota; Ustilaginomycetes; Ustilaginales; Ustilaginaceae
Exons: 1
Coding region: 1-2379 (792 amino acids)
Biological process (GO): regulation of transcription by RNA polymerase II
Cellular component (GO): SAGA complex
Molecular function (GO): transcription coregulator activity
Source: RefSeq, a predicted model, not a curated record